This is a messenger RNA of Cercospora beticola, 1636 nucleotides long. RefSeq names its product exosome non-catalytic core subunit RRP4 (gene RRP4). Gene Ontology annotation, biological process: exonucleolytic trimming to generate mature 3'-end of 5.8S rRNA from tricistronic rRNA transcript (SSU-rRNA, 5.8S rRNA, LSU-rRNA); poly(A)-dependent snoRNA 3'-end processing; U4 snRNA 3'-end processing. NCBI's taxonomy places the organism in Eukaryota, Fungi, Ascomycota, Dothideomycetes, Mycosphaerellales, Mycosphaerellaceae. The record is from RefSeq and is a predicted model, not a curated record. Gene Ontology annotation, molecular function: RNA binding. Gene Ontology annotation, cellular component: cytoplasmic exosome (RNase complex); nuclear exosome (RNase complex).
GAACACCACUUGCGACUUCACUCGCAUAGAACGAGUUCGCACAGCAGCAAAUAUGGCGUUCACAAUCCUCGCGCCCACGCCUGCUGCAGCACCUCAGCGACCAACCUCAAACUACCUCGACACCGACGAAAUGCACGACGACGAAAGCGACUCCCAAGAAGAACUCAACGAUCAAGACCCCGACAGCAUGCAAAUCGACUCUCUGCCCUCCGGCCACACCAACGCCUCUCGCCAACUCAUCACCCCAGGCCAAAUCAUCACCUCCGACCCACAAUGGAUGCGCGGCCACGGAACCUUCGCCUCCCCCACCGACGACCUCUCCUCCAUCCGCUCCACUCUCGCCGGCACAAUUCAAAAAACCAACAAACUCCUCUCCGUCGUCCCCCUCCGCGCACGCUAUACACCCGAAAUAGGCGAUUUGGUUAUUGGUCGAAUCGUCGAAGUUCAAUCGCGAAGAUGGAAAGUCGAUGUUGCGGCUCCGAUGUUGGCGAGUUUGCAGUUGAGUAGUAUAAAUCUACCUGGUGGAACAUUGAGACGACGGACGGGGUAUGAUGAGUUGAAUAUUCGGUCGUUCUUUGGGGAAGGGGAAUUAUUGGUUGCGGAGGUGCAGAGUUUGUUUCAGGAUGGGAGUGCAGCUUUGCAUACACGGUCGUUGAAGUAUGGGAAGUUGAGGAAUGGGUAUUUCAUGGCUGUGUCGGGGGUUGGUGGUGGGAGUGGGGUUGUGAGGUCUAAGAGGCAGAUUUUUACGUUACAGACGAGAGGGAAGGGAGGAGAGGUGGAUGUUAUUUUGGGGGUGAAUGGGUAUGUGUGGAUCAGCAAGCAUGUGGAAGUUGGAGAGUCGGGGGAUACGAUGCCGGGGAUUAAUAAGAUCGAGGAGACGAUAAGCAUUGGGAUGUAUUCCAGCCAAAACGACGAAAUUGGGAAUGAGACGAGAAAGCAGAUUGCGAGGGUUGCGGGGUGUAUACGCGCGCUCGUAGAGGGAAGUGUGAAAGUUGCGGAAGAGACUGUGAGGAGGGCGUACGAGGCGAGUCUGGAACUGGACGACUUGGAAGGGGAAGAGGAGUACCUGGGCGGUGAGAGAGGACGACUAAUCGCCGAGAUGGCGUUGGCGGGAGACGCUUCUUGAGAAAGAGCACACUACUCUCAUGUUUGGCACAUAUCGACGACGAUGAUUGCACAUUUCGUGCGAAACGAAUCUGGUAGCUGGCACUGCACCGCUCCCCGAAAUGGCAUAUUCGUUUCCAAGAUCUGAAGUAAAGGCUUUGCACAGCCAAUGCGAUAGGACUAGGCUCAGUGGGCAGCUGCUUCUGAAUGCUGGACUGUCGGCGUUAUGCUCUGCUACGAGCUCGUCGAUUCUACACCGCAGGUGGUUCCACAUAGACCACCAAGGCCGGCAGCAGUGAGCGAACCGAGGAGGAAGGCGUCAGCCAUGACGGCGACGAUGUAAAAAUGAGAUGUGCUCAUCCCAUCAUCGUACACCUCACCAAUUCUGGUGAGCAGCAAGGCGGAUCAAUGGCAAAAGGCUGGUAGACACAGAUAGCUCAUCUCGAAAUGCCGUGUCAUUUGGUCCGGCAUAGAUCGGGCAAUGAGUAACCAAGUAAAUCAUUCAACAGGCGGGUUCGAGACCGAGCUGGAG